GGUGAAUUCAACCUUCUGUUCAAUUCUUCUACUGAAAAAAAACUAGAAUCGUCUUGAAGUUCUGUUUCUGUAUCCUCAGAAUUGGAAUUACCUUUGAUAUUUUGACUUUUCCGCAUACCCACGAUCCAAGGAGUGUAUGGUAAUAGAAAAGUCUUGGUUGAGGAUGAAUAGAUCAAGACCAAUCCGUCCUCGAUAUGUAAAAAAAGUUUUUUAUUUAUAAAACAAAUCUAAUUGAAGAAAAACAGUUGAAAUCGACUCAAAAUGAAUUGAACUGUAGCUUUAGCGUUUUUGUUUUCACUUGAGAGGUACAAUUCAGUUUUCAAUACGAAGGAGACGAUUUUAAGCGAGAAUCAACAAAAUGUGAAAAAUAUUGGAACUAAUUAAGAACAGAAUGGUAUACAAUGUCUGUGAAAUGGAUCAUUCCAUGUCGCAUCCAGCGACUGUAAAGUACCUUCACAGGAAGAGAAGGGUCAAUGGCUGGAAAAGAAUAAAAAUCGAAUUUGUUAUAAAAAGAUCUUUAUCUUUGCUCUAUGAAAGGAUUGCUCUUCAACGAAGUAAACGAGAUCUGACUAGAUGAGUCACUUUUCGACUCUAGGAUUUACCAUACCAUGCAAAGCGAAUUCGAAAGCUCAGUUAGCUUUAGGAUGCGAGAGCUUUUUUACUUGUUUAAGGAGGAUUGCUACAUGGACAUUUUUCUACUAGAAAGAAAAAUAUAAAAUUCAUGAACCAAUUGCUACCAUUCCUCUUUCAGAUGCUUAAAAAUAAACGAAAGCAACAUAUUCUUCCAAAGUAUGAUCAGAAUUCAUACUGAAGAACCUUUCUCACAAAAAUCGCUGUAAAGAUGAAACCCAAGCACUCCCUUUCUUGAAAAGACAAAGCUGACAUUGGUCCAACCAAAGGAAAAAAUCGCAUUUGAUUUAUGGUUCUCAGGCUUAGAGUUUCAAUCAGAAUACAGGGAUUUGUUUGUGCUUUGUCAACGACGCUUUCAGUUAUUAAAUUACGAGAAAUAGCAGAUUUCAGACUUUACUUUGUACAAACAAGUUACAAAACUAAUCAACCUUAAGAAGAAAAUUAACCACAAAAUACUCGCUGUUCACAAACGUCCGUCAUAACGCCCUUAGAUCUUUUGUUUACAUCCCAUUUCACUAUGAAAUCUGACGAGAAAAAAGUGGCUUCCCUGAACUUCAGCCCCCUGGAACACAAAACCAAAAGAUUAAUUUUGUCAUAGUAGAAAUCUCACACAUUAUGAGAAUGUUUAUCCAGUGGAAGUUGUAAGUACAACAAUUUACAGGAUUAUUUGUGACAGAUAUCUAUUGGAUUAUUAGGAGCACGGGCUUGCAAUUAAUUAGAAGUCUCUGAAUUAUAAGCUUCUACAGCAUCAUGGAGAUGCUUUAUCUUAAACUGAUUAAAUUCUUCCAUAUCUUUCAAGUCUAGAUCACUGGCAGCAGCUUCUUUAAUGGCACUUUCCACAUCCCAUCCUCUACAGACAUCCACAGGGUUACCGCUACAGUUUGAAAAGUUCGUCACACCUUGUUUCGUACCCCAGAUCUUCCCGGUACCAUCUAUGUGGUAUAAGGUGUCACCGACAGGGUAGAUACAGCUGGCACCUACACCAUAGGAAGCUUGUUCUAGCGUCAAUUCUGGAUCCAUUUCCACACCUAUUGUUACAUAUUCAGCUAGUUUUGGAUCAAUUUGAGAUAGUUUUAAAUUGGCGACAUCUGCAUACUUUGCCAUAACCAUAUUGAUGAAAGGUAUUAAAAGAAAGAUUAUCAUAAAAAAUUACGUUUAAUUGAUAUGUUUUAAUAAAGCCAACAUUUAUUCCUGAAUUGGUUUAGCAUUGCUCAUUGCGAAUUCAAGUCACAGCUUUGGCUGUUACUUCUCUAAGACACUGGGAUUUAGCAUACAUCGCGUUUCUUCGUUUUUCCAAAAAGCUUCAUAAAUUCGAAUUUAAAACUCCUCUAUAAUGUUAUUUUAUUCCUUUUUUAAGACUUUAAUUGAUACGGAGGUUACUGUCGAGCUCAAGAAUGAUAUGAGUAUUCGGGGAAUCUUGAAGUCCGUAGACCAAUUCUUGAAUGUUAAACUAGAAAAUAUUUCUGUCGUGGAAUCUGAGAAAUAUCCUCACAUGGCUGCAGUCAAGGAUUUAUUUAUUAGAGGAAGUGUUGUUCGCUAUGUGCACAUGUCUAGUGCUUAUGUAGACACAAUUUUACUAGCAGAUGCAUGUCGUAGGGAUUUGGUGAACAACAAGAGACAAUAAGUUUAAACAAUUUCCCUUAAAUGCGUGUUCUUAACAAAUCUAUCGUUUGGCUUUAUCUUCUGUUUCUUUCUUAGCGAAAAGCGAAAUGCAAGAUAUAUUUGUUAAUAGCAAGAAAAAAAAAACUUUUACCGAUAUAGUUGCAUCGUUUGAGGCUUGGAUCUAUCCCUAUUUAGAAAAAAAGGGCGUUUUUUCCGUACAUAAUAUUCUUCAGAAAGGCAAAAAUAGAAAAGAUGCGAUGCAAGUGCUUGUAAACAUUUUCUAACCUGUUUCUCUUGUGCAGGGGUCUUUUUUUUUGUAUUAUUUUUUAUGAUGAGUUUCAUCUUUAUGAAUGAAAACUAGAUUUCAAUAAUAAUAUCUGGAAUUUGGAAUGUGCACAUGUUGGUAGAAUUACUUUCUCAAUUCUUUAACGAUCCUUCUCAACUUGAA
Messenger RNA from Schizosaccharomyces cryophilus OY26, 2680 nucleotides. Its product is annotated as U6 snRNP-associated protein core protein. The transcript is spliced from 4 exons. Gene Ontology annotation, cellular component: U4/U6 x U5 tri-snRNP complex; U6 snRNP; precatalytic spliceosome. Lineage: Eukaryota; Fungi; Ascomycota; Schizosaccharomycetes; Schizosaccharomycetales; Schizosaccharomycetaceae. Bases 1964 to 2254 code for a protein of 96 amino acids. The record is from RefSeq and is a predicted model, not a curated record. Gene Ontology annotation, biological process: mRNA splicing, via spliceosome. Gene Ontology annotation, molecular function: RNA binding.